Spodoptera litura is the source of this 463-nucleotide messenger RNA. It is a transcript of the gene Srp9, whose product is annotated as signal recognition particle 9. The record is from RefSeq and is a predicted model, not a curated record. NCBI's taxonomy places the organism in Eukaryota, Metazoa, Arthropoda, Insecta, Lepidoptera, Noctuidae. Gene Ontology annotation, cellular component: signal recognition particle, endoplasmic reticulum targeting. Gene Ontology annotation, biological process: SRP-dependent cotranslational protein targeting to membrane; negative regulation of translational elongation. Gene Ontology annotation, molecular function: 7S RNA binding.
AUGACAUGACAAUAGCCAGCAGUCUAAGAAACGUCAAAAUAGCUGAAGAUUGUAUACUGGAUAUUUUCAUGCUGUUUUUCUGAAAAGAAGAAAGAAAGCUUUAAUUCUUUAAUUAGCUGAAGAAUUCAGAUCGAAACGUGUUUGAUAAUUAAUCUAUCAUAAAACAAGUCACAAACACAAUGACGUUCAUACCAAAUUGGGAAGAGUUUGAAAAGUCUGCGGAGAUGUUAUAUUUAAGAGAUCCUUUAAACACUCGUUAUACUAUUAAGUAUUCCCAUACGAAAGGUGUAUUCGUAGUUAAAAUUACAGACAAUAAAAAGUGUCUUCAAUAUAAAACUGAGGUUCAACAGGAUGUUAGAAAAAUUGAUAAGUUCAUAUCAAAUCUUAUAAGGCAUAUGGCAUCAAAUGAUAACUAAUAUGGUAAUAUUGUAAAAUAAGUUAAUAAAUAUAUUCUUUGUAAGGA